AAUGUCAGUUUAUUUCACAACAAAUUUGAUACUCGCACCGCGACUGUCUAUUCAACAUUGAAACCAAAGUAAGAAACUAAAUUAAAUAUUUAUUGUUUCAUAAACAAAUGAGUACUUUCUGAAAAAUAUUUGAUUAUUUUCUUGGCAAACGUAUUUACCGUCUAAAAAUCGGACUGCAUUUCAAUAAUUGUCCAAAGUUCAAUUUUCCAGUGUGUGUCGAACAAACGACAGUCCAAUUUUUAUUGUGCAACAUCAAAAACAUUUCAAUAAAUAUACUUGAUUGCUGAAUAACGUCCAAUCGUAGUAAGAAAGAACGCAUUUUGAAAUUCGAAAAAUCAACAUUCCAAACUGCUGUCAAUUUCUGUUCGUAAAGUAGAACUCACAAUAUAUCAAGAGUCAUCACAUUUUACUAUGCAACAUCAUUCUCAUUGCUUCAUUCAUUUUGCUGACGAUAUUUACUGAACGUGAAAAAUUAAUUGGAGCUCAAAGAGUCACCAUUUAUGUUCCAGAAAACGUUUGCUAGGCAACAAAGUGGGCAAUAAAUAAAACGGAAUCCAAUUUGAUCGAGUUGAAACGUUAACAUUCGUAUGAUUGGGACAAUGGGACAAUAAUUUCGGAAUAUGUUUGCUUUGAGAAUAUAUGAUCAUUUUUUAUAGAAAAAAUUAUAAUUCUCUACAAUACAAUAUAUGUAUGCUAUUGACUCCAAAACAAAUGAAUGAGAAAACAACAAAAUAUUUAAAAAUAUUUGAAAAAUUGUGAUCAACUUCAGUCUAUUGACAAAAGCUCCAAAGUCGAAAUGCCAUCCUAGUAUUAUUUUACAACAACUCGUUCAUACGUUCAUAAACGUCAUUUGUAUACAAAAAUACAAUAAAAUACUAAGUUCCAUUUACUGGCAUAGGUUUUCUUCACAAAUCUCGCCUUUUCUUCUAGACAAUCGAAUUGAAUCUCAAUAAUUGUUGUACAACUCAAAAAUCAAGGCCAAUCACAAGUGUAACUCUUGAUUUCUAUUGCGAAAUAGCACUCACAUUGCAUAAUUGGAAGUUACAUAUUGCUGAUACUGAAUCAAUAGAAGCCAAGCUCAAACAAGUCAUCGUCAAAAUGAAUACACGGAAGUUAGCUGAUGAGAAUGGGCCAAAAUCCAAAGCGAAAAAGUUGGACGAUCAACAGAAUGCUUCUGCUGUUGAUUGCACCAUCGAAGAGCUCACACCAUCUAUUUUCAAGCUGGUCGAUGAUUGCUGCUAUUCAAUUUUCGAUUGGCUCACAUUGAAAGACCUACGCUCAUUUGGUCAAACAUGCAAAUGGGCACAACGAGUUGCGGCAAAUUUCUUCAAAAUGAACUAUUCGUUAAUACAGUUAAACAACAAGCCUGACGUCUUUGAUCUCGAAAAUGUACAAAAAUUAUACAUAAAUAGCCAUCGCUUUGAACCUUAUCAGACGAUUGAACGGCAUUGCAAUCAGCCGAUCACGGAAAUUCUAUUGGGAGCAAUAACAAUAUCCACAGCGAAAGUCAAUUGUCUCAAAAAGGUGUUGCAGACUGUCGAACGUGUGAAAAUUGAAGGUUGUGCAAUCCACGACGAUUUCUACAGGAAUUUUCUCAAAUUAUGUACAAAUUUGAAGGUACUUUGUGUACGCACAGAUCCCUGUGAUUACCUCCACAAUCCCAAUGGCGAUCACAUUUUGAUUGGUGCUGACAAUGGAUGGUUGACUCGAAAGUACCCAACGCUCCAACAUCUUGAAUUAUCACAUCGAAAUGCGCUUAAAAUCGAUCAGCUGAAGGAAUUCUUUGUACAAAAUCCGAACGUUCGCAGCUUCGCCACUAAUUCUACACUUUUUCUUGAGAAUUGGGACUUGUUCAGAAUGACAAACAUAAAAUUGGAUGCACUGGCGGUCCGAUUUGAUAGGAAACAAUUGACGGAAAUUUAUGACAAUUUGAACACUCUUCAUUAUCAUGGUGUUUAUCAACGGUUGCAUUGGUAUGCCGAGCAAGUAUCUGAUGAAAUGACGUCAUUAAAUGGACUGGAAAAAUUGGCGGUCCAGUUUUGGAGUGCCAAGGAAUGUAAUAUUGUGUCAUCACUUUUGGUCAACAUCACAGAAUUAAGUAUCAACCGAAUCUUUGACGAUUCGUGCAUGGAAAUCACAGCUCGUAAUCUCGUGAACCUCGAACGUGUUUAUCUUGGUAAUCCAAAAUUCGAAGCAAUUCUGUCGUUUCUUCGUCAUUCAACGAAAUUGAAGAAGAUGAAGAUUGGUUUUGGCUACAAAUUGUGGAAUUGCAUAAAAUACUCGAAGAAAAUUGUUCUUGAUCUCGCGGCAUGGAACAAGGAGCGUGAAAAAUUAAUUGGAGCACGAAAAGUGACGUGUACUUGGCAACAAAGUGGGCAACCAACAAAACUGACUACAGUUUAAUCGACUUGAAACGCAAGCAUUCUUACGAUUGGAACACAGAUUUUGACUACUAUUCUUUUGUUGCAAAGAUGUAGAUUUAUACAGACACAGGAUUUAUCAUAGCUAUCAAUUUAAGGCUUAUAAAAGAACGAGUUAUUCCAUAAAUUCCAUUAAAGCGAACAAUUAAGUUUUCGAAAGAAAAAUUCAUAUUUCUAACCUAAUAAAUAAACGAAAAAAAUGGUUGUCAACAACA
Messenger RNA from Sitodiplosis mosellana (orange wheat blossom midge), 2635 nucleotides. RefSeq lists its product as uncharacterized. Bases 1099 to 2403 code for a protein of 434 amino acids. The transcript is spliced from 3 exons. The record is from RefSeq and is a predicted model, not a curated record. NCBI's taxonomy places the organism in Eukaryota, Metazoa, Arthropoda, Insecta, Diptera, Cecidomyiidae.